ACGUCGCAGAGGUGGGGGGAACGGUGGCCCUGCUUCAGUAGCGCCAGCGGCGCAGCCUGUCACCGACCGACGGCUCCACUCCACGGCUCUCGACUUCUGCAGCGGCGCACACGUUUUCCGCAGCGCCGGCGACGGGGUGGGGGUGAGGCUGUGGUGAGGAGUGUGCCAGCCCUCCGCCGAAAUUUCCCCCGCGCGGGCGCGGUGCGGGCCGUCUCUUAGCGACGGCAGCGCUGUAGCGUGCGGGGUUGCCGGGAUGGCUUAGUGCUGUGCCGCGCAUGGUCGCGGCCGUUAUGCUGCCGCCGUGCACCCGCGAUAUGGAGGUGCCCCCAGACCCUGGGAUCCCGCCAAGACUCGGCCGCGAGCGCACCGUGAGGGCGGGUGAGGGGAGUGCUGCUGCCGCCGCCGCCGCCGCCGUGGAGCUGCCGUGGGGGCUGCGGCCGGUGCUGUGUCGAAAAGCCCUACGCGAGCGGCGCCGCGGGAGCGACUGCUUCCCUACUGACUGCCGCGAUGCCGGUGAGCUGUACCGCAGCCUGGCCCCUCAGCUGGAUGGCCCCGUGUCCCGCGGGAGGCGGGAGGAAGAGCCUGGAGCUGAGCCUUUGCCACCCACCGGCAGUCAGCAGCCGGUUGAUGAGGGCACGGCGCCGCUGCCCUCCUCUCAGCCCGGCGGCACCGGCCUCAAGUUCGGGCUGCUGGCGCCGGAACUGCACGCUCGCCUGCUGGAUCAGGAGGACUACAGGAACCGUACACAAGCGGUGGAGGAGCUGAAGAGGGUGGUUGAAGAUGCCAGCCAGGUCGUGGUGACCUCCGUGCCUGCCCCCAGCAUCCUGGGGUUCAUCGGCCUUCUCUGCACUCUCCUCAGUGACUUCAACUUCAAGGUGGUGCUGGGAGCAUUGGAGGUGAUCUGUCUGCUGGCUCUGCGCCUGGACAACCGGGUCAAGGACUUCCUGACGCCUCUGUUCUCUGCUGUUACUAAAGUCCUGGGGGACAGCAAGCUGGCCGUUCGGCAGGGUUACAGGCGCCUACUCCGGUGGCUCAUGAAGGCAGUGGGUCCUCAGCAGGUGCUGGACUUGCUGCUGCAGCAGGAGUACCGGCAGCACAAGAACUCCAAAGUCCGUGAGGAGGUGAUCAACAUGUGCAUUGUGGCCCUCCUCACUUAUCCAAGUGAAGAGCUGGAUCUGGGCAAGCUGGCGUUUGAGCUGGCUCCAGCACUGGUGGACAACAAGCACAGGGUCCGGCAUGCUGCCAUGGAAGCUUUUGCUGUGCUGGCGUCUGCCAUGGGCCCAGGCAAAACCACCCUUCUCUUCAAGGCGGUGGAUGCUGUGGAACUGAAAGACAAUGGGGAUGGUUUGAUGCAUGCAGUGCAAGCUAGGCUGGCCAGGAAGAUUUUGCCAAAGCUUACUGACCAAGGGUUUGUGGAGUAUGCUGUGCCCUUGCCAUCAUCUUGUCAUAACAGGGAGUCCUGUUUACCCCCAGGAGCAGAUACAGACUGGCUCUUGAUGUGUGACAGGACUCGGAGCGCACACAGCUACUGCGGGUAUGAGGUGAAGGUUGAUGCUCUGCAGAAUUCCAGUUCUCACAGUGCGGGUGCCAAUCAAGUAGCACAUUCAAGAAAAGUCUUGAGUACAUAUAAAAUUGAAAACAAACUGCCUUGGGAAAACAAGCAUGCUGAAGACAAGGAAGUUGGUUCAGGAGUCAAGAUGCCUGUAGCAAAGGGUGUGGAGCAGUUCCCUACAUCCAGUGAUUUACUUCAUUUUCCAGAGUUAAGGCCCUCUCAAGGAGUACCAGUCAGUGAUGAGUUACAUUUUAGUAGAAAAAGAACUUCAGGGAAUUUCAUUCAGAAUAGCAUAGAUUUUAACUCAGAGCAUUCUUCUGUCUGUGCUGGUCCUGUGGGCUCUCAUCAGCCGCAAAUAUCAGGGAAAUGUGGAAAACUUGGAUACACACAGACACGUGGAAAGAGUGGUAGUGUAGAAUCUGAUCUACAAUUUUUAGGAUUAAGUAACUGUCAGCAAGACAAAGGUUGUACCAGCCUAAAUUUUUCCAGCAAGACCCAGAGAAGUUUUUGCAAUCAAGCAGAGAAUACAGUGCCCUUCCAAGGUCCUAAUGCAAGCCAGGGCACCUUCACUCUGCCAACUUGCCCUCUGUCAUCACCCAGGAACAGCCCAAAACACGUCUCCUCCCCAGCUGACUCUCCAAGGAAGUCACAAGGGGAGAAUUUGCAGGAGAAACGUGCUCCUCUGCAGCUGAAACCCAUCCUGGUGAGGCAGCCAGCCCCCUGCAGGCCCCUGAAUGGGACAAAACCCAUCCCUCCCAUUCCCCGCCUGCUGCCAGAUAAGGUUGAAUUAAAUUUGACAAAGCGGAGAAAGGAAGAGUGCAAGGACAUGAGGCUGAAUAAAGCAGAUGGGAAGCUUGCAGCAGCUGAUCUUUCAGAGUUAACUGUGGAUGGUGAGGAAGUGGACCAGGAAGAGAAUAGAGUUGCGUUGUCAAAAUGUGCCCAGGAUAAGAUGAAGCGGAAUGGAAGAAAAGAAAAGGAAUACAAUCAUAAAGAAUAUCAGGUUGUCAAAGACCUUGGAGGAAAGGAUCAAAAACCUGGGGAAAACCUUGAACCGAAUGAACCAGAGAUAAAGACAGCAGAAAAUGAAAUUUCUGUUAGGGCACAAGAAUACUGUAAAGAAAGGAGGCCAUCAGUCACAGGAUUAAUGAACACAUCGGAACUGUUGCCCUUCUCAAAGCCGGAAACGGCACUGACAGAAGCCUUGACACUUCUAGCUGCAGAUGACUGGGAGAAGAAAAUGGAAGGUCUGAACUUCGUUAGAUGUUUGUCUGCCUACCAUGCGACUAUUCUGACUGCAAAGCUACAUGAAACAAGCAUUGCUGUGGCUCAAGAGGUCAAGAAUUUACGCUCAGGUGUUUCUCGAGCUGCUGUGAUCUGUUUAGGGGAUUUGUUCACCUACCUGAAAAAGAGCAUGGAUCAAGAACUAGAUUAUACAGUCAAAAUCCUUUUGCACAAAGCUGGUGAAUCCAACACAUUUAUAAGGGAAGAGGUAGACAAAGCACUGAAGGCUAUGGUUAAUAAUGUGACUCCAGCACGUGCACUUUGUGCUCUUAUAGAUGGAGGGCAAAGCCACCUGAAUUCAGCUGUGAGAAGCUGCACAGCUCGGCACCUCUCAGACACUGUAGAACAUAUGGGCCUGGACCGGAUUCUGUCUAAAAUCAAAGUUGUCGCUGAUAGGCUUUUCCCUGCAAUAGUCAGGUUUACACAGGAUAGUUCACAACAAACAAGGUAUUAUGGUCAAAAGAUGCUCUUCAGUAUGAUGACUCAUCCUGAUUUUGACAAAACAAUUGAGAAGUAUGUGUUGACCAAGGACUUGCCUUAUAUUAGGAAACAUGUUGCCCAACUACGUGAAAAGGGUUUGGGUGGGCUGCCAUUAGAUACACCCUCAGCAAAAGGAAGACAUUCCCAUACUCGUAGCGUUGGAUGUUUGAGAGAUACUAUCAACAUCACUGACAGAGAGACUACAGAAGCCUAUGAAGUCAAAAGAAAAACAGCUCCCCGUAAUUUACUAGAAAAUGAAGAAUAUGUUAAAGACAUUACAGGUUUAUUGACCGCAAAGGACUUCCGUGAUCGAAUACGUGGCAUUAAGCAGUUGUUACUUGAUGCAGAGCAUAACCAAGGCUUUGUUGUUGCAAACAUCGUGAAGAUUUUUGAUGCUUUCAACUGUCGCUUAAAUGACUUAAAUGGCAAAGUAAAUCGGAUUGCUUUGGAGACGAUGCACCAGAUAAUUCCGUUGCUGAAAGACAAUUUAUCACCUGUGAUCAACAUGUUAAUUCCCGCCGUGGUUGACAACAACCUGAAUUCCAGAAACCCAGGGAUUUAUGCAGCUGCCAAAAAUGUUAUUCAGGCUCUGUGUCAACACCUAGACAACUACUUGCUCCUUCAGCCAUUUUGCACAAAAGCCCAGUUUCUAAAUGGAAAAGCCAAACAAGACAUAACAGAAAAGCUUGCUGAUAUUGUGAGGGAGUUAUACCCACGGAAGCCUAAGAGUGUGGAGCAGAAAGUUCUAGUUGUCCUUUGGCACCUUCUGGGAAACAUGACGAACAGUGGCUCUUUGCCUGGGACUGGAGGGAACAUUCGGACAGCCACAGCAAAACUGUCAAAAGCACUUUUUGCACAGAUGGGACCACGUCUCUUAACUUGUGCUGCAGCUCAGUCACCACACAUCAAGAAGACUUUAGAAGAACUUUUGGAGGCAGAAAGCUAAAGUUAUGAUUCCUGUGCGUGCAUGAAGCUCCAUCAGCUGCUAGGACAGAUGGACUGCUGUUAAUGUGGAAACACUCCACACCAUCGCCUGUUCUUUUAUUGUGCUGGUGUCUGUAGUGGAGAAAGGUUGUCACUGGAAGAGCAUGGAAGGUGCUGGGAUGGGGAAGUCACCCCUGCUCUCCUUCACUAGAAGCCACGGCACAGCGCCCUAGGUCUAGUAAUAGAUGGUUAAUGAAUAAAUACAUCUGACAUGUUUUGA
Molecule: messenger RNA, 4517 nt
Organism: Melopsittacus undulatus (budgerigar)
Lineage: Eukaryota; Metazoa; Chordata; Aves; Psittaciformes; Psittaculidae
Product: TOG array regulator of axonemal microtubules protein 1-like
Biological process (GO): microtubule cytoskeleton organization
Cellular component (GO): cilium; cytoplasmic microtubule
Molecular function (GO): microtubule binding
Source: RefSeq, a predicted model, not a curated record